CCUUAGUCUUACAAUCGGUACUUGUGGUGAAUGUGUUGUGAGUCCGAGCACGAAGUUUUGUUUUGCCAUCAUCAUCGUCAUCAAUGGUUUGGGUAGGGCGGUUGCGGAGGCCUCUUCUCCAGGCGGUGGGACGAGAAUCAACAAGAGCUCUGUCUGGAAGCCGUAAAUCUAGAGUGAGGAAAACCGAGAAUGACAAGUCUGAGUGGUGGGUAGUCGAUGGAGAAAUGCAUGAAAUCGGAGACAACGUCCCCCCUAGAGAGAGAUUCGUUAUCCCUAGAGAUAAUAUUCCUAACAAACGCCGUAAGCAGCUCCGUGAACAGUUUAUGCGCCGCACUCGCCUUGUUCUCAAGGAUUCUCUUCUUGAGCAUGAACAACCCUGGUGCAAAAAAUACAUGGAGCUUUAUCAGGAGCUUAGGGAAAAUUGGGAGAGGCUAUACUGGGAUGAGGGUUACUCCAAAAAACAUGCUCAAGAGCGUGCACCUUAUGAUUCCGCCGAAGAUGACAAUCAGGACUUUUCACCCUACAGCACAAGGCAACCUCAUGCUGAGGAAACAAAGAAUCAUACUUUUGGGAGAAAUAGGCAGCAGCAGCCGCAGGGAGGUUCAAUGGAAAAAGUAGGCAUCAUCAGAGAUAAGUUUGAAUUUGAUCGCCAGAGAAGAAUGAGAGAUAAAGCCUUUGCACCUAUGCGGUUCACAGCACCUGAUCCUGAUUCUUCAAGGAAUCAAUCAUUUGAUACAAAGAGAUAUCUUUCAUCCAGUGACAGCGACUAAGUCAAAGAUCCAUGGAAUGCUAGAUGGGUAUCAGAAAAUGUUAUGACCUUCUGACCGAACACAUCUGGAAAUCUUGUGGCUUGGGAUAUUGUCAUCGGGUCAAGAAACUUAACGGUCUUUACCCCUUAAAAUGUUUUGUCUGGUAGAUUAUAACCCAUAUCUUAUUGCUUAUGAAAUUGUAAAACCCUCCAGAAUUUUUGUAGAAAUGGUUUUAUUUUGCCUAGCUAUGUUUUAGGGCCUAGAUUUUGAUACACUUAAGGUGGACUUUGCGGAUGAUUAUCUUGAUGUAUUUAUGUCCAUGGUUGUAAAACAAGGUCUCCAAGGCCGAGUACUCCCCGAGUAA
Helianthus annuus (common sunflower) is the source of this 1113-nucleotide messenger RNA. RefSeq lists its product as uncharacterized. Bases 84 to 770 code for a protein of 228 amino acids. The transcript has 6 exons. The record is from RefSeq and is a predicted model, not a curated record. Lineage: Eukaryota; Viridiplantae; Streptophyta; Magnoliopsida; Asterales; Asteraceae.